This is a messenger RNA of Lentinula edodes (shiitake mushroom), 1110 nucleotides long. Its product is annotated as 39kDa subunit of Ndufa9, NADH ubiquinone oxidoreductase. Gene Ontology annotation, molecular function: protein-containing complex binding. The transcript is spliced from 8 exons. Lineage: Eukaryota; Fungi; Basidiomycota; Agaricomycetes; Agaricales; Omphalotaceae. Gene Ontology annotation, cellular component: mitochondrion. Bases 1 to 1110 code for a protein of 369 amino acids. The record is from RefSeq and is a predicted model, not a curated record.
AUGACUGCCUCAUCCAACCUUUUGCGCAUACACCAUGCUAUCAAUCGUCAGAGCAAACGGGCCUACCAUGAUCUUAUAACACUCCCUUCGAAGAAACCUAUUAUUUCCCAAGGACCUCCUGGGUACAGUGCUGUCACCGGACAUGUGGUGACUGUCUUUGGAUGUACUGGAUUCCUUGGAAGAUACCUUGUGUCCAAGCUCGCUCGACAGGGUACUCAAGUAAUCGUACCAUACCGUGACGAGGACGAGAAGAGGCAUUUGAAGCCCAUGGGUGACUUGGGUCAAAUUGUCCCAAUGGAGUGGGAUAUCCGAAAUGAGAACCAGAUUGCAGAAUGCGUUAGACAUUCCGACAUCGUCUUCAAUCUCGUAGGUCGUGAUUAUGCGACAAAGUCAUUCGAUUUCGCUUCUGUGCAAGUUGACGGUGCUGAAAGAAUAGCCAAGAUUGCUGCGCAGUCUGGAGUCCCGCGUUUUGUUCAUGUGUCACAUCUCAAUGCCUCUGCGACAUCUCCGUCUAAACUUUACCAGACCAAGGCAGAAGGAGAAGAACGUGUGAAUACCGCAUUCAAAGGAGCCACUAUCAUUAGACCCGGUCCUCUUUACGGCUAUGAAGAUAAGCUGCUGAAUAAUCUAGCCAUCUGGCCUAUUUGGUGGAAACUGAACGACGCCAAGACCAGGACACGCCCUGUCCAUGUCAUGGAUGUGGCACAGGUACUAGCUAAUCUUGUGCAUAACGCGCAGCAAGGUCGAACGAUUGCCCUUCCCGGGCCAUCUACUCUCACAUACGAAUAUCUCCUCGACCUCGUGUCUUCCUUAACUUUUCAACCUCCCUCUCGUGCCCCUGUUGUACCCAAGUCAGUGGCACUAGCUGUAGCAAAAGCUGCUCAGGCCGUGUGGUGGCCCCUUCUCAGCCCGGACGAAGUUGUCAGAAGGUACAUUGACGAUGCCGAUACUCCCGGGGAUUGGGACUCGGUUGGCGUGACUCCUUCAGAAAUUGAGCAACAUGCUAUUCAAUACGUCAGGCGUUAUCGUUCCGCAGAAAACUUCUCCAGGCCAAAUGUUUUCCCUCCACGACCAGUUCUCGUCGAGGAAGAAGUUGGUUUAGGGUUCUGA